This is a messenger RNA of Solanum stenotomum, 749 nucleotides long. RefSeq names its product thioredoxin domain-containing protein 9 homolog. The record is from RefSeq and is a predicted model, not a curated record. Gene Ontology annotation, cellular component: cytoplasm. Gene Ontology annotation, biological process: microtubule cytoskeleton organization. NCBI's taxonomy places the organism in Eukaryota, Viridiplantae, Streptophyta, Magnoliopsida, Solanales, Solanaceae. Bases 75 to 719 code for a protein of 214 amino acids. The transcript is spliced from 4 exons.
AUCACAUCCAUUUCAAUUUGAAGAAAGAACUAACAGAUUAAGCUUCAUUUUCCCCCAAAAAAAAACAAUCAACCAUGGAGAAUGCGGUUCAAGAGAUAGUGGCAAAGCAAGUGUUGACGGUGGCAAAAGCGGUGGAGGACAAGCUUGAUGAAGAGAUUCAUGCUUUAGAUCGGUUAGAUCUUGAUGAUUUGGAGGUGUUGAGAGAACGUAGAUUGCAACAGAUGAAGAAAAUGGCUGAAAAACGGAAUCGUUGGAUAUCUCUUGGACAUGGAGAAUACUCCGAGAUCCAAGCUGAAAAGGACUUUUUCUCUGUUGUUAAGGCUAGUGAUCGCGUUGUUUGCCAUUUCUACCGCGAGAAUUGGCCUUGCAAGGUUAUGGACAAGCAUUUGAGCAUACUGGCAAAACAGCAUAUAGAGACACGUUUUGUGAAAAUUAAUGCUGAGAAAGCUCCAUACUUGGCUGAGAAGCUUAGAAUUGUUGUUCUUCCAACCCUUGCCCUCGUCAAAAAUGCUAAAGUCGACAACUACCUGGUUGGAUUUGAUGAGCUUGGGGGUACCGAUGAGUUUAACACGGAGGAACUUGAAGAGAGGUUAGCUAAAGCUGAUGUUAUCAUCUUUGAGGGUGAAUCAUCAAAAUUUUUAUCAAAAUCCAAAGCUAAAGCUCAGUCGAACAAGAGUGUGAGGCAGAGUUCAAAUCCUGACUCAUCGGACUCAGAAUAGCUUGUUUUUAUGUAUUAUUGUAGUAUUCCU